CGCUGCGCAUUCCGUAUCCGUGAAGCUCGAGUGUAUUGUUCUGUGGGCCAGUCAGUCUUGAUUCGAUAUAGCUACGUAGGCACGUAGAGAAUUUAGAUAAGUAGUGGUUGAAUUCGGUAAAUUUGGGGCUCCAAGAUGCCUCUAUUUGGUAAAAAAGAUUUCGGUAGAAAAUCGAAGAAAGAAAGUCGAGAUUCAGAAAAGCAGCCUUCUAUAGAGGACAAGUAUGUCGUCAAAGACUUGCUGGGUACUGGAGCUUUCUCAGAGGUGCGUUUGAUAGAGAGGAAAGAGGAUGGGCAAUUGUUUGCGUGCAAGAUCAUUGAUAAAAAAGCCCUCAAGGGUAAAGAAGAUUCUUUAGAGAACGAAAUCAGAGUUCUGAAGAGAUUCAGUGAGAAUGCAAAAGAUGAAGGUGGUGGUGAUAAGAAAAUGUUUUCGCAUCCUAACAUCGUCCAGCUGCUGGAAACGUACGAGGACAAAAGCAAAGUCUACCUGGUGAUGGAAUUAGUGACAGGUGGCGAGUUGUUCGACAGGAUUGUCGAGAAGGGUUCGUACACCGAAAGAGAUGCGUCCAAUCUAAUAAGACAAGUGUUGGAAGCUGUUGACUAUAUGCACACCCAAGGAGUCGUGCACAGAGACCUGAAGCCUGAGAACCUGCUGUAUUAUAGUGCAGACGAAGACAGUAAGAUUAUGAUCAGUGAUUUUGGUUUAUCUAAGAUUGAGGAUUCUGGGAUAAUGGCAACUGCUUGUGGUACACCAGGGUAUGUGGCACCUGAAGUGUUAGCACAAAAGCCUUAUGGGAAAGCAGUGGAUGUUUGGAGCAUAGGUGUAAUAUCCUAUAUUCUUCUCUGUGGAUAUCCUCCAUUCUAUGAUGAGAAUGAUGCAAACCUGUUUGCACAAAUUCUGAAAGGGGAUUUUGAGUUUGACUCUCCAUACUGGGAUGACAUUAGUGACUCCGCUAAAGAUUUCAUUCGACAUUUGAUGUGUGUGGAUGUAGACAAGCGAUAUACUUGCAAACAAGCUUUGGCCCAUCCUUGGAUUUCGGGCAACGCUGCUAGUAGCAAAAAUAUACAUGGAACUGUUUCCGAGCAGCUCAAGAAGAACUUUGCUAAGUCACGUUGGAAACAAGCAUACCAUGCUACAACAGUCAUCAGACAGAUGCAGAAAAUGGCUCUUAGCAGCAGCAGCUCAAGUCGCAGCACUAAUGCAAAUGCACAGCCCAAACAAUAGUUGCCCUCAGGUAGGAAACACCCUAACUACCAUCCUCAAUCACCUGUUUAAAAUUUGUUUUUCAUGACAAGAUUUGAUCUGAUCUAACUCUUAGUUGACAGUGUAGUGUGACAUUUUUAUUACAUCGCUACAUUGGUUAAUUGAAAUUCAUUGCCGGACUGAAUGCAAGCUACUAGAUGUGGCUCAGAUUUGUCAUCACUAUAAUUGGAGCCAUUUAGAACUGUAUCUAUUUCUAAAAUGUCUAAUUGGAGCAGUGCUUAAUAAUAAUAAUGAAUAAGCAUAUUAGUUAAUGAUUAUAAAUCAACGAACUGUUAAAUAAGACAUUAUCGCUAGUCAUUGUAUCAUUCUCUGCUUAUUAAUAUAAAUAAAUAAAAGUGUUACAAAAAUAUGUUAAAUGAUAUGAUGUUUAUAGUAGCUUACAAAGGUUAAAUCUGAUAUAUUUCUUAUCUUUUAUAUUAUAGUCCGAAAUGUAACUUAGAUCUGAAUUUUAAUGUUGAAUCUUAAGAUCUGAUGCUAUCAGCAAUUUGCACAUGACAUUAUGAACAGUGUAUCUAUUGUAUAAUAUAUUUUACAGAUAUUUUUGAAACCUAUUAUCCUUAAAAAUUCUUCACUUAACCUUUGAAUAAUAAGUAGGUAGGUAAUAUAUGUUCUCUUUAAAUAUACUGACUAAUAAAUAGUAAUGUUGUUCUUAGGUAUGGUGAUAAUCAUUCAUUACUUAUGAUAAGAUCUGUUGCAAAAUUAACUAUUGUAAAGUGAUAA
Hyposmocoma kahamanoa is the source of this 1983-nucleotide messenger RNA. It is a transcript of the gene CaMKI, whose product is annotated as calcium/calmodulin-dependent protein kinase type 1. The record is from RefSeq and is a predicted model, not a curated record. NCBI's taxonomy places the organism in Eukaryota, Metazoa, Arthropoda, Insecta, Lepidoptera, Cosmopterigidae. Bases 136 to 1224 code for a protein of 362 amino acids. The transcript has 2 exons. Gene Ontology annotation, molecular function: ATP binding; calcium/calmodulin-dependent protein kinase activity; calmodulin binding. Gene Ontology annotation, biological process: protein phosphorylation.